Manis pentadactyla (Chinese pangolin) is the source of this 843-nucleotide messenger RNA. RefSeq names its product mastin-like. The record is from RefSeq and is a predicted model, not a curated record. Gene Ontology annotation, molecular function: serine-type endopeptidase activity. NCBI's taxonomy places the organism in Eukaryota, Metazoa, Chordata, Mammalia, Pholidota, Manidae. Gene Ontology annotation, biological process: proteolysis.
AUGCUGUGGCUGCUGAUCCUGACCCUCCCCUGCCUGGGGGGCUCCCUGCCCAUGACACCGGCCCCUGGCCCAGGACAUGAGGUGGGCAUCGUGGGAGGCUGUGAUGUCUCCGCCAGACGCUACCCGUGGCAGGUCAGCCUGAGGCUCUACCACAUGGGGCACUGCUGGUGGCUGCAUGAGUGUGGGGGGUCCCUCAUCCACCCCCAGUGGGUGCUGACCGCUGCCCACUGCUUUGAGCCGGGGAACUUGGAGGCGUGCACCUUCAGGGUCCAGCUCGGCCAGCUGAAGCCCCGCGCCAAUGACCAGCUGCUCAAGGUGGCCCAGAUCAUCCGCCACCCCAAGUUCAACGUGAGGCUGUCUGCCAAGAGGGGCGCGGACAUCGCCCUGAUGAAGCUGAUGACCCCCGUGGUGCUCUCUAAGCAAGUCAACCCGGUCACCCUCCCGCCCGCCUCCCUAAAGGUCCCUGAGAACAAGAUGUGCCGGGUGACCGGCUGGGGUAACAUCGCAGACAACUUGCCACUGCCCUGGCCCUACCACCUGCAGGAGGUGGAGGUCCCCACUGUGGGAAACGAGCUCUGUGACCAGCGCUACUGGGGUUCUUCCAACAGCAGCGGCCAGAUUAACAGGGAAGACAUGCUGUGCGCAGGCACUGAGGGCUGGGACUCCUGCCAGCUGGACUCUGGGGGCCCCCUGGUGUGCCUCUGGAAUUGCACCUGGUUCCAGGUGGGGGUGGUGAACUGGGGCGAACUGUGUGGCCACCGCAACUACCCUGGCAUGUACACCCGUGUGACAAGAUACGUGUCCUGGAUCCGCCAGUAUGUCCCCCUGCUGCCCAGCCCCUAG